GCUACAAAAAACUUUUUACCUCUGAUUAUAGUGUCGGCUUCCGGAGGUGCGCGAAUGCAAGAAGGAAGUUUAAGUUUGAUGCAAAUGGCUAAAAUAUCAUCUGCUUUAUAUAAUUAUCAAUCAAAUAAAAGAUUAUUUUAUAUAUCAAUCCUUACAUCUCCUACAACUGGUGGAAUAACAGCGAGUUUCGGUAUGUUAGGGGAUAUUAUCAUUGUCGAACCUAAUGCUUACAUUGCAUUUGCAGGCAAAAGAGUAAUUGAAGAAACAUUAAAACAAACCAUACCUGAUGAGGCACAAGAAGCUGAAUUUUUAUUUGAGAAGGGUUCAUUUGACUUAAUUGUACCACGUCAUCUUCUAAAAAGCGUUAUUAGUGAGUUAUUUACGUUUCAUGACCGGGGCACUUUCUUUCACUCAGAGUUUCAAAUGAAUUUGAACUUUAUUUUAUAUUGAUUUUAGAUUGAUAAAAAUAGUUAGAGAAAAACUCACAGAUACAAUAUAGUAGAGUAAAAAAAGAUAACUUUUAUAUGAGUGACUUUCCCUCUAUUUUUAUACCAUUAGUAGGCUUAGUAUUGCCGGCAAUUGCAACGUUUUAUUUAUUUAUUACUGUUCAAGAAAACUAAUAGUUUUUAGAUAUUUUAUAUAGUGAGGUCCUCCCUUUUUUUGUAAGUUGCCCUUUUGUUGUAUCAUAACAGGAAGAGCUGUGAAAUCGUAUUUACUUAAGGCGUUAUUAUUUUAGAUCUAACCAAGUUGAUGAAUUACCCCUAAAGGUUUACAUCAAACUAGUGCUAGUUCUCAUCAAACUAUUAUUUGUUUGAUGAGAAUUACUUUUUUAAAUAGCAAAGUUCCAAAUGAAUGGUUUUCUUCUUAAUUCCAAUAAAAUAAAAUCGGAUGUAAUAUGAGUUGGCAAUCAGAAAAUAUAUGGAUCGAACUUAAACCUGGGUCUAGAAAAAUAAGUAAUUUUGGUUGGGCUUUUAUCCUUUUUUUUAGGUUCAUUGGGAUUCUUAUUAGUAGGAACUUCCAGUUAUCUUGGUAUAAAUUGGAUAUCAUUUUUUCCAGCCCAGCAAAUUCUUUUUUUCCCACAAGGAAUAGUCAUGGCAUUCUACGGAAUUGCGGGUCUUUGUAUUUAGCUCGUAUUUGUGGUGUACUAUUUUAUGGAAUGUCGGUAGUGGUUAUGAUCAAUUCGAUAGAAAAAGGGGAAUAUUUUUUAUUUUUCGUUGGGGAUUCCCUGGAAUAAAUCGUCGCAUUUUCCUCCGAUUCAAUAUAAAAGAUAUAAGGUCUAUUCGAAUAGAAAUGAAAGAAGGGAUUUAUCCUCGUCGUGUCCCUUUAUAUGGACAUCCGAGGCCAGAGGGGCUAUUCCUUUGACUCGUACUAAUGAGAAUUUCACCCCGGUAGAAAUUGAAAAAAAAGCUGCCGAAUUGGCCUAUUUUUUGCGGUGUACCAAUUGAAGUAUUUUGAGAAGGGGGUUACACCUCUUUUCAGUUAAUUUUUUUCUAUUUUUAUUAUUUUUCCAAUUGCAUUUUUUACUAAGACUCAGGAAUCCUAAUUAGCCAAUUCACCAGGCAGUUUUUUAUUAGCACAAGCAAAUCCCCUAUAAAGUUUAAAAGUUUAAGUAUUCUAUUGCUUCAUGUUUCAUUUU
This is a messenger RNA of Cuscuta epithymum, 1636 nucleotides long. Lineage: Eukaryota; Viridiplantae; Streptophyta; Magnoliopsida; Solanales; Convolvulaceae. The record is from the annotation of a GenBank genome assembly.